Messenger RNA from Suillus subaureus, 1694 nucleotides. RefSeq lists its product as uncharacterized. The record is from RefSeq and is a predicted model, not a curated record. The transcript has 5 exons. Bases 246 to 1694 code for a protein of 482 amino acids. NCBI's taxonomy places the organism in Eukaryota, Fungi, Basidiomycota, Agaricomycetes, Boletales, Suillaceae.
UUCUCAAGACAACGAGCUAGUCUGCAGUAUGCUCGUUUCGAUUUUUUCUCAUGGUUGUGCCGUACUAGCACUUACUGUCAAUGCCUAGGCUGACAUAAGCGACUAAUUGACAUGAGGUCGGCAUUAUGUGGGCCUAGUAUUCUGCACUUUACUCCCCUCUGCACAAAUUCUGUCAGUGUUUCGAGAUAUUCCUUGGCUGGGACUGCGUCCGUGUCUUGCUUUACCCCUUUCUUCAUUUUUCGAGCAUGCGAAACUCACCCCACCUUCGCUCGUUUACGUGCAUAAUUUCUUUUUUCUCAGCAGUGCACGCAUUCAGUGUAACGGUUGGGACUCCAACUCAAUGCGACGAUCUUUCUGUUUCAUGGACCGGUGGUCAAGCACCGUUUGAAAUCCUCUUGACCCCCGUUUUCGAAGUACCGCGGAAUAUAUCAGUACCACCAUCGGCCUUCAGCAAUGGUAAAGGCUCAUAUACAAUAUCGCAAUUACCAUUUUGGAAUGGAACACAGUUUCUACUCACUAUGUCUGAUGCCACUGCAUUUGGCUCAGGUGGAACGUCACCCGUCUUAAAGGUCGGUAAUCCUGUUGCCAAGAACAACUGCAACACUACAGGUCCAUCUGUGGAUUUCACGUUUAAUUUGCCAACAUCACUCCAGCAAUGCAACGGGUAUAUCUUUGAUGGUUAUGACAAUGCCGUCCAACCCAUUACUAUUACGACACUUAUUCCUGGUGGAGAGUCUCUCAUACUUUACCCUCCGACUGGCUCCAGUUAUACUUGGGUUGCGGAUGUUAACGCAGGGACGACCCUCGUAUUUGUGAUGACAGAUUCUCAGGGUAGGCAAGGUGGUAGCUCUGACCUCGAGACGGUGGCACUUUCGAACAAUGCCACGUGCCUCAGCUCCAACUCACCAUCGUCAACUGCAUCUGUGCCUUCAUCCACCACAGCAUCCACCACAGCAUCCACGUCAGCUGGCGUUUUGCCGACGUCCAAUUCAUCAAGCAGUAAUACUGCUACUAUCGCCAGUGCAGUGAUUGGCUGCGUAGUAGCCCUCGCUGCGUUGGUCUCGCUCGGCAUGUUCCUGUUGCGCAAACGAAGAGCGUCUCGCUCCCCGUACGUCAUAUCUUCUUCGCAACGCCAUUCACGUCGACUCCCAUCUACGGAUCUCGAUCAUGAAGGGAGCCAAUAUGGUCAUGUUCCACCAAUUUACCCAUUCCCAUACCAGGCAGACUCUGUUAGCCACCUUGCUCCACCCAUUCACCCCGCGACCCAAUCACACCUAACCAAUUCAUCCACUGGCAGUGUUGCGCUCAACGACCCUCACACACCAUUUAGUCAGACAAUGCAUUCGCGCCAGAUAUCUAAGUCAGACAGCUUCGCUGGGUAUGGGGAUGCUGGAGGUUCAUCUAUGUCAUCUGCUGGCAGACGAAAAGCUGCAAUGGCUGGCCAAACAGCAUACAAACCCUCCACUCGGUUCAUCUUGCAUACUGAUGUGGAGGAUGUUGUGCCGGACGAUAAUGGCGUCGUAGAACUUCCGCCGCAGUAUUCAGAGUAUCGGCGACCCAUUACCAAGCAACCUGAGUCUGUGCCAAGACCAAUGUCAUCACACUCUAAUUAUUCGGGUCCGAGCGAUCUAGCGUAUGCUAGUAGUGCAUUUGCACCCACUUCAUCACACUCUCCUUUGCCACCUCAUUCAUGA